AUGACAGCGGCGAUCUCUCAGCGGAAGACCUGGAAGGAAAUCUGGCCGUCCUCCCCAAGAUCCCGACCUCGACGACCGCGAAGGUCAGCAUCGAAGAUCUGCAGGUGGGGGACUCUGGAUCUGCCACCCCCGAGGAGAUCGGCAAAUAAUCUGGAAGAAACGACACCUACUGAUCGGAAAAGGGAACGCCUUACCCCCAGCAGCCAAGGGCGUCGUGUGAGAUAUCGAUGUUGGAAAUGCGAAACCGAUCGCACUGCGAACCCGGAAAGUGCCCACGCGAUUUCGCGAAAAGUCGCAGGCCUGAUCAAGGGUCUCCUGGCAGCCAAGAUCAUCCGACCCUCGACAUCACCAUGGGCCUCGCCGAUCGUGAUCGGUCAGAAGAGUAACGGCGUGGAUAUCAGAUUGUGCAUUGAUUACAAGCUGCCUCACGAGGCUGAUGGUCUACCCUAUACCCCUGAUCAGUGA
Phytophthora megakarya is the source of this 465-nucleotide messenger RNA. The record is from the annotation of a GenBank genome assembly. NCBI's taxonomy places the organism in Eukaryota, Oomycota, Peronosporomycetes, Peronosporales, Peronosporaceae.